Molecule: messenger RNA, 1110 nt
Organism: Leishmania mexicana MHOM/GT/2001/U1103
Lineage: Eukaryota; Euglenozoa; Kinetoplastea; Trypanosomatida; Trypanosomatidae
Exons: 1
Coding region: 1-1110 (369 amino acids)
Source: RefSeq, a predicted model, not a curated record
AUGCGGACACACUCGACUCUCCUGCUGGCGUUGCUGCAACGGCACCAGAGAUGCUGCCUUCUCGCUGUAGCUGCGCUUCUCGUGAGCUUGCUUCUUGCCUCACCGGUUACACUCGCAGCGAUAACACCUCAAGGCAAGUCCAUUCGUCCGCUGCACGGAGCGGGCUACGAGCACUUGGACUGCUCCGCCUGCAUCACCGUCGCACGGACGUUGUUUGAGCGCCUUAACCAGACGCUGGCAGAGAACCCCUCCACCUACCUCAUCUCGCACCGACUCAGCAAGAAGAAUCAGCUGCGUUGGCGCCAAUACCGCAACAGCGAGCUUCUCGUGACCGAGGUGAUGGAGAGCAUGUGCACCUCCUACAAGAACGAUGCUCGCUUGCUGCGGUUGCAUCCAAAGUCGAAGGUGCGCCUGUAUCACCAGCAGGUUUUCGGGGACACCCGUCUCGGUGUGCGACACGCGCUGCGUGAGGAUGAGGUGUACCCGGCCGACGCCGAUCCGGCGGCGUGGACUGAGAAGCUCGAUGGGCACCUAUACCCCAUUGCAAGAUUGUACAGCCGGAAAGAUGCGGAUGCGCUACAGGGACUGCAGAGCCUGUCUGCGAUGCCUACCAUGUGCGCGCUGCUGGUGGAAGAGUUUGAGGAAGAGAUCGAGCGUCUUGUCAAGACUGUGCGCAGUCUGGAGGAGACGGAGUACAGCCUGUGCGGUAUGGCGCUUCCAGUGACCAGGCCCCGCACAGCGCUGGACGGGGAGACCGAGGAGGACGAGGUGAGUUCAAUUCCUCUCAUCACCAACGUGUGCGCCGAUGCGGAGGUGCUGCGGGCCGCCGCCCGCCGGGACCAGCAAAGAUGGGAGCAGUAUGAGCACCGCGAAGCAAAGAGGAAGGCCAAGCUUGCCCAGAGGCGGAAGCUGGAAACGGCUGCGGCCGCUGCCAGGAGUGACUUUGCGGAGGAGGCACCAACAAGUGCAGAGGCGGCAGCGGCCCUUGCGCGCUCGGCUCCAGCAGCUCCAGGCGAGCCCAUUGACUCCCCUGCAGAGGAGGCGCCUUACAGUCCUGUCGGUGGGGAUGGCAAAGAAGCGGCCGAGGACCGCACUGAUGGCGAUCUUUGA